UGAUUAACAAAUACCAAGUAACCAACCAGUGAGGUGCCAACUCAGGUCUGCUCACCAGUUGUUAGGCAGACCCAGGCUACCUGUACUGCAUGCGACCAGAGGCUGAUGCCCUUCCAGACACUUUUGGUUGUGCAGCAGCAGGCCUCAGGCAAAGUGCCAGGCAGGUAUACCUGUCUCUCCUGGAUGCCGAGAUUUGAGACCCAGAAAUCUCCCAUGGCUCCUUAUCACAUCCGCCAGUACCAGGACAGCGACCAGAAAAGUGUCUUGGAUUUGUUCAUAAGAGGAAUGGAAGAGCAAAUCCCUGCCACCUUCCGCCACAUGCUGACCCUGCCCCGAACCCUCCUUCUCUUACUUGGGGUGCCACUUGCCAUGGUCCUGGUGUCUGACUCCUGGCUGCUAGCUGCUAUGAGCAUCUUCUUUGUGCUCCUUCUCAUGAAGCUUCUUGCAAGACAGCCGUGGAAGAAGUAUGUGGCCAAGUGUUUGCACACAGACAUGGCUGACAUCACCAAGUCCUACAUGAAUGCACGUGGCUCCUGUUUCUGGGUGGCUGAGUCUGGGGGAGAGGUGGUGGGCAUCGUGGGUGGUCUACCAGUCAAGGAUCCCCCAUUAGGGAGGAAGCAGCUGGAGCUCUUUCACCUGUCUGUGUCCUCACAACAUCGAGGACAGGGGAUAGCAAAAGCUCUGAUCAGAACUAUCCUCCAUUUUGCAUGGGACCAGGGCUACAGUGAUGUCGUCCUUGAGACCAGCAUCUUGCCGAAAGGUGCUCAGGCCCUUUACAUGAGCAUGGGCUUCCAGAAGACAGGACAGUCCUUCAUAAGUGUGUUCUGGAGGUUAGCGGGUGUUCCUGCAAUUCAAUUAAAGCAUCCCCUCCCUUUUGCUUAGGAAGUGGGACUGAGUCCUAUGUUCCCCUGCAGCAAACAGGUCCCCUCCACUCUUCAGGAGUCGGUGAACCCUGUCAUGUGAGAUAAUGAACAAUAAAAGCUCCUAGCUGUUGCACACCAGAUUCUAAUUCA
Molecule: messenger RNA, 1013 nt
Organism: Alexandromys fortis (reed vole)
Lineage: Eukaryota; Metazoa; Chordata; Mammalia; Rodentia; Cricetidae
Product: probable N-acetyltransferase CML1
Exons: 2
Coding region: 106-882 (258 amino acids)
Molecular function (GO): N-acetyltransferase activity
Source: RefSeq, a predicted model, not a curated record